This is a messenger RNA of Fundulus heteroclitus (mummichog), 2492 nucleotides long. It is a transcript of the gene gspt1l, whose product is annotated as G1 to S phase transition 1, like. Lineage: Eukaryota; Metazoa; Chordata; Actinopteri; Cyprinodontiformes; Fundulidae. Gene Ontology annotation, cellular component: translation release factor complex. Gene Ontology annotation, molecular function: GTPase activity; translation release factor activity; GTP binding. Gene Ontology annotation, biological process: translation. Bases 250 to 1932 code for a protein of 560 amino acids. The transcript has 13 exons. The record is from RefSeq and is a predicted model, not a curated record.
ACUGAGGCGACGCAGUCGCUCACGCGGACCGUCUCUGGGAGUGCUGAGUCGAUCCUGUUCUGAGGCGUCCGGAGCGACAUAGAGCAACUGCUUUACUUCAUGUGAACCGGGAGCAACACUGAACACACCGCACAGGGAAGGUCCUAACAGCUCAGCGGGACGCUGCUAACAUUGGGUUUAAGGGGGACACUCACGAGGACCACGAACUGCGCAACUCCAAUCUCACUCAGUCAAAACCCAAGACCCACGAUGGACUCGAGAGACACUGCCCCUGAUUCCUGGGAACAAGAGGACGAUGUGGAGGCCACAGUCGACGGACAGCUUGAAACGGCGUUCACAACCCUGAAUGUGAACGCUAAGCCGUUUGUACCCAAUGUGAACGCAGCUGAGUUUCCGCCUUUUGCCACGAGAGCGCCCUCGGAGAGCGUCGAUGCUGCUGUGCCUGUGGAGAACGGCGACACAGAGAUGACGGCGGAGGAGCCAUGGGACCAGAAAGAUGAAGAACCAACUGAGGAGGAGCCGGGAGGCGGCGACCGAGGACCAGGGGAGACGGCUACACCGGAGGAUCCGGCUCCUGAAAUGAUGGAGGAGGAGGAGGAAGUGUUGGUGCCAAAGGUUCCGCCUGUACAGCCGGAUGCCCCCAAGAAGGAACACAUCAAUGUUGUGUUCAUUGGACACGUAGAUGCUGGAAAGUCCACUAUUGGAGGACAAAUCAUGUAUCUAACAGGCAUGGUGGACAAGAGGACCUUAGAGAAGUAUGAGAGGGAGGCCAAGGAGAAGAACAGAGAAACCUGGUAUCUGUCUUGGGCUUUGGACACCAAUCAAGAGGAGAGGGACAAGGGGAAGACUGUGGAGGUGGGCCGGGCAUACUUUGAGACGGACAAAAAGCACUUUACUAUCUUAGAUGCUCCAGGCCACAAAAGCUUUGUGCCCAACAUGAUUGGCGGUGCGUCGCAGGCUGACCUGGCUGUCCUGGUAAUCUCUGCCAGAAAAGGCGAGUUUGAAACGGGUUUUGAGAAGGGUGGACAGACGCGGGAGCAUGCCAUGCUGGCUAAAACAGCCGGUGUCAAGCACCUGAUAGUUCUGGUGAAUAAGAUGGAUGACCCUACAGUCAACUGGAGUCUAGAGAGGUACGAAGAGUGCAAAGAGAAACUAGUGCCAUUCCUGAAGAAAGUGGGCUUCAACCCGAAGAAAGACAUUCACUUCAUGCCGUGUUCUGGACUCACAGGAGCCAACCUGAAGGAAGCCACUGACAUGUGCCCCUGGUAUACAGGUUUGCCCUUCAUUCCACACCUGGAUAGUUUGCCAAAUUUCAACAGAUCAAGUGACGGCCCUGUCAGAUUGCCCAUCGUAGACAAAUACAAGGACAUGGGGACCGUGAUUCUGGGCAAGCUGGAGUCUGGCUCCAUCAGUAAAGCACAGCAGCUGGUGAUGAUGCCCAACAGGCAUGUGGUGGAGGUAUUGAGUCUCCUAUCAGAUGAUGUGGAGACAGACGAUGCGGGACCAGGUGAAAACCUCAAGCUGCGACUGAAGGGAAUCGAGGAGGAGGAGAUCCUGCCUGGCUUUAUUCUCUGUAAUUCUGACAACCUGUGUCAUUCAGGGCGCACCUUCGACGCCCAGAUUGUCAUCAUUGAACACAAAUCUAUCAUCUGUCCAGGUUACAACGCGGUCCUUCACAUUCACACAUGCAUUGAAGAAGUGCAAAUUACGGCCUUAAUCUGUCUAGUGGACAAAAAGUCAGGAGAAAAGAGUAAGACGCGGCCCCGAUUUGUCAAACAGGACCAGGUCUGCAUCGCCCGUUUGCGUACAGCAGGAACCAUUUGCCUCGAGACUUUUAAAGAUUUUCCUCAGAUGGGACGAUUUACCUUACGAGAUGAAGGCAAGACCAUCGCCAUCGGUAAGGUUCUGAAGCUGGUGGCUGAGCGGGACUGAAGAGGACGGGGCUGUCCUGAGUCUCUGUGAGAAGGAUCUGGCAGAAUUCAGUCGCAAACUGCCUCUUCUGUCUUCAGCGGUGAACACACCUCCCUGUCACGCCCCCUUUGUGCGUGUUGAAGAUCAGCUUUGGAAAAAUCAACUCGUGAAAAAGAAACCUGUUUUUAAAGAAAAGACAAAGAAUGAUUUCCACAGGAGUCAGCUUUCUCAUAUUGAGAGCUCUGUUAUGCCAUUAUGGGUUAGCCCCUCCUCCCAGCUCCCCAUUCCUAUUACAAUACAGGAGGGUUUUUUUUCCUUUCAGUUUUUAUUUCCUCGCUGUCAUAGACGACUCUCAGAUGGCAGAACUUCUACCCAGAAACACACAUGGACCAGGAUGUACUAAGAAAUUCUUUGAAAGAACUUGACCAUUUGAAAGCUGAAGUGUAUCUUGGUUGUAUGUCUCCCUUUGCUUUUACCCAGUUUUGGUUUCUCAUGAGGCGUUCUGGCUGUGGACUUGAACGUUGAUCAAAUGUUAUUAAAGCAACCAAAAGUUCCAAUAAAACAGUGAUUGGGAAAAUGAA